Betta splendens (Siamese fighting fish) is the source of this 1965-nucleotide messenger RNA. It is a transcript of the gene napbb, whose product is annotated as N-ethylmaleimide-sensitive factor attachment protein, beta b. Gene Ontology annotation, biological process: SNARE complex disassembly; synaptic transmission, glutamatergic; regulation of synaptic vesicle priming. Lineage: Eukaryota; Metazoa; Chordata; Actinopteri; Anabantiformes; Osphronemidae. Gene Ontology annotation, cellular component: synaptobrevin 2-SNAP-25-syntaxin-1a complex; terminal bouton; vacuolar membrane. Bases 110 to 1000 code for a protein of 296 amino acids. The transcript is spliced from 11 exons. The record is from RefSeq and is a predicted model, not a curated record. Gene Ontology annotation, molecular function: syntaxin binding; soluble NSF attachment protein activity.
UGCACGCCCACGGCAAAUAAACCCCAUCGACUGUAAUCCUCGCUGUGCGGCGCCGAGUCCUGGGUGUUUUCUGUCCUAAUAUAAGUUUUGUUUCGAGCACGGCGCGGGAAUGGACAACUCUGGGAAGGAGAAGGAAGCCGUUCAGCUAAUGGCCGACGCCGACAAGAAAGUCAAGUCGUCCGGCUCUUUUUUGGGAGGGAUGUUCGGAGGAGGACAUCACAAAGUAGAAGAGGCAUGUGAGAUGUACUGCAGAGCGGCCAACAUGUUCAAGAUGGCCAAGAACUGGAGUGCUGCUGGAAGCGCGUUUUGCAAAGCGGCACGUCUCCAUAUGCAGCUACAGAACAAACAUGACUGUGCCACCAGUUUCAUUGAUGCAGGAAAUGCCUACAAGAAGUCUGACCCUAAUGAGGCAAUCAAGUGUUUAAAUGCAGCCAUCGAUAUAUAUACAGACAUGGGAAGAUUUACCAUCGCUGCCAAACACCACAUCAGUAUCGCAGAGAUCUACGAGUCUGAGCUAGUGGAUAUCGAAAAGGCCAUAGCACAUUAUGAACAGGCAGCAGAUUACUACAAAGGAGAAGAAUCAAACAGUUCUGCCAACAAGUGUCUGCUGAAAGUGGGAGCUUACUGUGCUCAACUGGAGCAGUACCAGAAGGCUAUAGAGAUCUACGAACAGGUUGGAGCCAACACGAUGGACAACCCCCUGCUGAAGUACAGCGCCAAAGAGUAUUUCUUCAAAGCCUCUCUCUGUCAUUUCAUUGUCGACGAGCUCAACGCUAAGAUUGCUGUAGAAAAAUAUGAGGAAAUGUUCCCGGCGUUUUCAGACUCCAGAGAAUGCAAACUGUUGAAGAAACUUCUUGAGGCUCAUGAGGAACAGAACAGCGAGGCUUUCACAGAAGCAGUAAAGGAGUUUGACUCAAUCUCACGCCUGGACCAGUGGCACACAACCCUCCUGCUGCGCAUCAAAAAGACCAUUCAGGGAGAUGAAGGAGAUCUGAAAUAAAAGGAAAGCCGGGCCACGUACGCAGCAUGGAGGGACAAGACCAUUGCGCAUGCUUUUUCCAAACACGCACCCACCUCACUGUGUAUAGCUCUCGGGGAGGACUGUCUGCUGGUGACUUCGAAUAUCCUGCUCACUGCUGUUCUGUCACAGUACGAUCUUUGCUUCCCUCCAAACACAUCUGAAGCUGGUCAGAAUGUAAAUCCUCCCGCCCUCACCUCUGUCUAGAGGAUUGCUGCAAACCCUCUUUCUGCCGGAAUCCCUGCAAGGGGGGUUUUAAAGCUGUAUAAUGAAAUAAACAAGCUCUGCAUGUUUUGUACAGUUGUUUCCUAGUCAGAUGCAGCUUGUUUUUUUUUUUUUUUAGCUUGUUAACUCUAUUUAAAAUAGUUUAGCUUCAGUUUGUUGUACAGAAGACUAUCAUAGCGUGUAUGUGUUCUAUGUGCUUUUAUUUGUUUGUAGUCAUUACCAUCCUUUUUUUUUUUUUUGUCCCUCCAGUCAGACGAGUGUCCUUUUGGCAUCUUGGCCAAUGAUAUGCACCAUGUGGAGACUGUUAAACAUUUGCACCUACUCACAACCCACAUGAUCAACACAUAGUUAGGAUUUUCUUACGUUGAUGGUUAUUGCUUAGAAUCAGUUGUAAUGUAAUACCUCUGAUGCUGUAAUUUUGAAUGAUCUUUUGAAGCACUGACAUGGAAAACCCAACAUCAUCAGUCACUCAUCUCGUGCCGUGCCGUGUCGUAAACAUCUCAUUGAAGGUUUGCCGCUGCAGCGAACCUUCCAAAUGGCCAGUUGCUAAGCAUGUCAUUGAAUAUAGUUUAGUGUUGCUUUAUUCACUGUUGUCAUCCAGACCAAAGUUUUUACCAAGAAGGCCAGUUACUCCAGGUAUCCAGCUUCUUCCAGGUGGAACAGCAAUGGACCUUUAUUUGUAUGCUUGUGCAAAAGGACAAUAAUAAAGGUAUUAUAUUCCA